UCCACAUCCUCACCUCAAACCAGCACAAUGGCAUUCAAGUUCGUCGUUUUAGCCUGCUUUUUGGCAACUGCCAGCGCUGGUUUACUUCCAGCAGCCACUGUGGCCUACGCCGGUGCUCCAGCAUACCACGCUGCUGCUCCAGUUUACCACGCCGCUCCUGUGGCUUAUACAGCCCCAGUGGCCAAAUACGCCGCAGUCGCUCCCGUAGCUAAAGUUGCCGUUGAAGAAUACGACGCUCACCCUCAAUACAGCUUCGCCUAUGACGUACAAGACGGUCUCACCGGUGACUCCAAAUCCCAGCAUGAAACUCGUGAUGGUGACGUCGUCCAAGGCUCCUACUCUGUCGUUGACCCCGAUGGCACCAAACGCACCGUCGAUUACACCGCUGAUCCCCACAACGGUUUCAAUGCAGUUGUACACAAGGAACCUUUGGCUUACAAAACCGCUCCAGUCGCCUACGCCGCCCCCGUAGCUAAGCUCCAAACCGGCCCCCUGACCUACUCCGCCACUCCCGUGGUACACGCUGCACCAAUUGCCAAAAUCAACGCCCCAGCGUUCGCAUACUCCUCCCCAUACUACCACUAAGCAAAUGCCAAAAACUAAUGAAAGUAUGUUAUGUUAU
This is a messenger RNA of Melitaea cinxia (Glanville fritillary), 622 nucleotides long. RefSeq names its product larval cuticle protein A2B-like (gene CPR67). Lineage: Eukaryota; Metazoa; Arthropoda; Insecta; Lepidoptera; Nymphalidae. Gene Ontology annotation, cellular component: extracellular matrix. The transcript has 3 exons. The record is from RefSeq and is a predicted model, not a curated record. Bases 28 to 585 code for a protein of 185 amino acids.